Messenger RNA from Bombina bombina (fire-bellied toad), 2578 nucleotides. It is a transcript of the gene GRK7, whose product is annotated as G protein-coupled receptor kinase 7. Gene Ontology annotation, cellular component: cytoplasm. The transcript has 4 exons. Gene Ontology annotation, biological process: signal transduction; regulation of signal transduction; protein phosphorylation. Gene Ontology annotation, molecular function: ATP binding; rhodopsin kinase activity. NCBI's taxonomy places the organism in Eukaryota, Metazoa, Chordata, Amphibia, Anura, Bombinatoridae. The record is from RefSeq and is a predicted model, not a curated record. Bases 1 to 1659 code for a protein of 552 amino acids.
AUGUGUGACAUGGGAGGCCUAGAUAAUCUGAUCGCUAACACAGCUUACUUGCAAGCCAGAAAAAGCAGCGAAGGGGAUAUUAAAGAACUGCAGAAGAGGCGUAAAAGCCUAUCCUUGCCCCCUACUGAUGUUUGCCGCAAGGAAAUAAAGGAUACUGUCCCUAUGGAAUAUGAGAGCAUCUGCAUACAGCAACCAAUUGGUAAGAGGCUGUUCAGGGACUUUUUGGUGACUGUGCCAGAGUACCAACUGGCAAAGGACUUUCUAGAUGAAGUGGGUGAGUGGGAACUAGGGGAAGAUUCAACCAAGGAUAUGCUGUUAGAGAAUAUGGUGAGCAAAAGGUUCAAACAGGAUUCUGAGGGCCAUCUACCCUUCUUGAGUGCAGACUUAUCCAACCAACUGAAACAAGCCAAGGGGAAGGAGAUUGCAGAACUGGUUCUUUCGGCCAAAGAGGAAACUCAUGCCUUCCUUAAGGAUACACCAUUCCAGGACUUCCAGAACAGCACCUUCUAUGAUCGCUUUCUACAAUGGAAAGCCUUUGAGAGACAGCCUAUCUCCCACAAGUACUUCUACGAGUUUCGGGUCCUGGGCAAAGGUGGCUUUGGAGAGGUGUGUGCCAUUCAGGUAAAGAAUACCGGCCAGAUGUAUGCCUGCAAGAAGCUGGAUAAAAAGCGUCUGAAGAAGAAGAAUGGUGAGAAAAUGGCCCUGUUAGAGAAAGAAAUCCUUGAGAAGAUUCAUAGCCCAUUUGUAGUCACCCUGGCCUAUGCAUAUGAGACCAAAACCCACCUGUGCCUGGUGAUGAGCCUUAUGAAUGGAGGAGACCUCAAAUUUCAUAUCUACAACAUUGGAGAGAAGGGAAUAGAAAUAAGCAGGGUCAUUUUCUACUCUGCCCAGAUCUGCUGUGGACUACUGCACCUUCAUUCUCUUAAGAUUAUCUACAGGGACAUGAAGCCAGAGAAUGUUCUUCUGGAUGACGAUGGUAAUUGCCGGCUCUCUGACUUGGGUCUUGCAGUUAAAGUCAAAGAAGGCAAACCCAUCAACAACAAGGCUGGAACUAAUGGAUACAUGGCCCCUGAAAUGCUGAAGGAUGAGAAUUACUCCUACCCUGUUGACUGGUUUUCAAUGGGAUGCACAGUGUAUGAGAUGGUUGCAGGCCAAACCCCUUUCAAGGAUCCUAAACAGAAACCCAACAAGGAUGAUGUAAAAAGGAGAACUUUGGAGGAAGAAGUCGUCUUCCAACAUCCAAACUUUACAGAAGAGGCAAAAGACAUCUGUAGACUCUUCCUUGCUAAGAAACCAGAAAACCGACUGGGAAGCAGAACCAAUGAUGAUGAUCCGAGGAAACACCCCUUCUUCAAAUCCAUCAACUUCCAAAGGCUAGAGGCUGGCAUAGUGGACCCUCCAUUUGUGCCAGACCCCUCUGUGGUCUAUGCCAAAGAUAUCUCUGAUAUUGCUGACUUCUCAGAAGUGCGCGGGGUCGAAUUUGAUGAGAACGAUUCCAAGUUCUUCAAGAGGUUUGCAACAGGGGCUGUACCCAUCAGCUGGCAGCAAGAGAUCAUCGACACAGGACUGUAUGAUGAGCUCAGUGAUCCAAACAGGGAAACUUCUAAGGGAUAUAUGAACAGCAGUGGUGAGAGGUCUGGAGUCUGCUCCAUUCUUUAAGUUGUUCCUCAGGAGCUGUGAAGUUGAUAUAUCUAUUAAUCCACUGGCUGCCAGAGAGAGCUGAAAAAUAUAGCACAAUGCAUUGCGACCCUUUCUUGCAGCUAGGUAGUCUUCUGUCCCUCAGCCCAAAGAAAAGUACCUUUUGGCCCAGUCAAUGGACAGAAAAAGCAUCUAGUGGUGAAAAAAAUGGGCUAUUUACUACAUGUACCAUUUCACCUUCAUCACUCUAAAGAGGUGUAUUUUGACAGUGUUUCCUAAUAUCUAAACAUUUUUCUGCAUUAUGACAAACAUGGGAAGUGUCCUGACCAAUGCUUCUCAUACUCUAAAAUUCUGUUUUUAUAUAAACAGAACAACUUGUCAGAAUUGUGUAAUGUCAAUUUAUUUCACCACAAACCUGAGAUAUAUAAAGAGUACCUCUUGUAGGUAGGAAAUAUGACAAAUUGCACAGAGAUCUUUAUAGUAUCAGUAAAAUAUUUUGCCUGAUGUGUUUACUAAAAAAAUUUUUUUAGUAUAUUAAUUUAUCUCUAUGCAAUUGAGCUUUGAAGACAGAGCUUCUCCAAAACAGAUGUUGUGUUACAUUAUAGCCCAUUGAUGGGUAACCUUGGAACAAUUGAGGUUUUAGAACUACAUUUCCCAUCAUUCUCAACUAGACUGCAGAGUGCCUAAGCAUCAUGGGAAAUGUAGUUUGAAAAUAUCUGGAGUCCAAGGUUAGCCAUCACUGCUAUAGUCCAUAUAAGAUGUAUUUCUUAUUCUGUUUUGAUUCUCUUGCAUGAAAACAUUAAAAGUAAAAGACUAGGUUUUCAACAUAAUAAAGUUUAAUGUUGUUGUUUAUAAAGGGGAUUUAUUCUAUCAACAGGCUAUUUAUAUGUGGAACCAAAAUACAAUUAAAGAGACAUUGCAGAUAUAUUUUUAAAUCGGA